Messenger RNA from Guyanagaster necrorhizus, 567 nucleotides. RefSeq lists its product as uncharacterized. NCBI's taxonomy places the organism in Eukaryota, Fungi, Basidiomycota, Agaricomycetes, Agaricales, Physalacriaceae. The transcript has a single exon. The coding region runs from base 1 to 567 and encodes 188 amino acids. The record is from RefSeq and is a predicted model, not a curated record.
AUGGUCUGGAGUUCUGCUCAGCCAAAGAAUGUUGGAUGGAUGGUAGAACGAACAUUCGGACAACACGUUAAUAAACUCACAUUAGUAUGGACACGCGAGCAAAUGGGUCUGUCCAAAGUCGACUAUGCACGUAAAACGCGGACCACGAAAGAUCUUUCUCGUAUUUGGGAGGCGUUGGGUUCUAGUUUCAAUGGAAAGACUACAAUUCUGUUGGACGACUCCCCGUCAAAGGCGCGUCUGCAGCCGUAUAACCAUAUAUGUGUGGAGGAAUACGUCAACUCUGCUAGAGGAGCCGCGGAGAAGGAGGAUGACCUGGUGGCCAAGUUGGACGGUCUAUCUUUGGGGGUAGAUGGUGAUGAUGAGACUCUUCUUGCCGUUAUUGGAAUCCUUGACUGCAUCAAGGGUGAGGACGAUGUUGCUGAGUGGGUGAAAGGAGGGGGCCUGUCAUCAGGCAAGAUUGCUGAGGUGUUGCAGUGGUACACUGAUCCAAACAUUCUACAUGACUGGGCCAAGCUCGGAAAACAGGCUUUGGGUGCUCUACACGAGGCAAAGUCCAUUCCUUCCUAA